AAUGACACUGUCAUUGCACUUCCUGAUCUCCCUGGUGUAAAUCAGAAGAGCUUCCUUAAUUUGGUCCGUAGCUCAGUGUACGCCUAACCUGCGACUAUGUCUUUUCUGGACACUUUGCGCCAAUGGGACAAGGCAGUAACUUGUGUUGAAAGACAGGAUUUGUCAGAAGCACUCAGGAUUUUCCUGUCUAUCAAAGAACCAAACUCCAAAAUUUGUUUUGACAUUGGCUGUCUCCAUCUUCUUAACCAAUCCCUGGAUGCUGCUGAAAAGGCAUUUGAUUGCAGCAUAGGCAAGGACGAGCACUUGGCUGUUGCCUUCUUUCAAAGAGGAAUCACGUUUUACAGAAAGAAGAGGCAAGACACACCAGUCAUCUCAAUAAAGUAUGAGGAGAGUUUAGCGGAUUUCCAGCAUGCCUUCAAAAGACUAAGAGGCAACCAGCUGAUAGAUUACAAAGCACUUGGUCUCACAUACAAGUUAUAUGCAUGUGAGGUUCUCCACAAUAUGGCCCUGGCUGAGGCUCAGCUGGGUAACUGGGAAAAGGCCCAGGAAAACCUUGUGAAGGCUCUCGACUACAAGACAGACGCCAAGCUCAAUAUAAUUGACAGAGCUCUGCAAUCCACCCUGAAACAGAAAAUUUUCAAACCAGUUGAGUUCCCAUCAAAAGUGCUAUUCAAACCAAAUAAGCACUAUGUUGCUGAGCUGGAGAAGAAGGACUACCUGGGCAAAGCGAAGGUUGUUGCCUCUGUCGUCCCUCAGGAUGACUUCUCUGGAUUUGCCCCAUUACAGCCACAGGUCGAAGAUGGUCCAACUCGUCCAAAAGAACCUGAGGUUCUAAGGGCUUUAGAAGGAGAACCCCACACUGUCCUGUUUGAGUUUGUUCCUGAGACCAGUGAUGAGUUGGCUGUAGUGCCGGGCAAUAUUGUGUUUGUACUGCAGAAGGGUGCUGACAACUGGGCAUCUGUGAUCUUCAAUGAAAGAAGGGGACUUGUUCCUUACAAUUACCUGGAACGUUUGGAGAUCUCCUUGGCUUCUAAACAGAAUGAGGGGAUAACUGAGCCCCCAACUCGAGCACCACCGACCAGACCUGAAAGGAAACAAGGUCUUACUCCUAGUGACAGCAGUGGACACAUACAACGAAAGGAUGCACAGCCUACCGACAAUUCAUGUAUCGUCAAAGUCCGUUUCACAUUCAACUUUGCUGUCUCAGUACCACCUGGGUCUCCCUAUGCGAUACUGAUUGAGAAAAUCAGUAAGAAACUGAAUCUGCCUUCUACUGCAAUUACCUUGAGUAUAACCUCCGAGGCAACUGGACAAAGUGUAAUCAGUGCCGACACAGAAAUGGAAAGUGUGUGGAGUUGUGCCAGUGGUGGGCGCAUCACCUUGUGGUGUAACACCAAAGAGCAAAUUGAUGGAAAGCCAAAGAACGAGAUUCACUUGGUGGCACUUCAUUCCUAUGAGUCGUCAAACCCAGAGGAUCUCAAUUUUCACGAAGGCGAUACAAUCACACUCCUCUCUAAAGUCAACCAGGAUUGGUUGGAGGGGCAAUGUAAUGGGAAUACUGGUAUAUUUCCUGCAUCCUUUGUGGAAGAAGUUCCUGUCAAUAAACAGUAAACAAAUAAAUGUAAAUGUAAAAGAAAACAUAAUAAAGCCAGUAAUACAGUUAAGUGGCCAAAGCUGAAAAGUGGUCAGGUACCAAUGAACUAAAUUGUAUAUUUUUUAUUAAUAUUACUUUUAAACAUCAUUAAAAUAUCAAUGGUCACAAUACCUUUGGACGAGUGCUAAAAGUUGUAAUGUUUGGACCAAAUCAGUUUUUAUUUUCGCAUUACUUAAUGAAUCACAGAAUGUAACCUAUGAUCACAGAAUGUAACCUAUGAUUUGGUCCUAUGAUUAAAUACUCUGUUGGAUUACUGGUAAAUUAUCAUGAAGACGUUCCUUCCUCUUCAUAGGCAAUAGCUAUGCCUCUCCUGCCCUUCACUGCCUUCACCACAGGUGUCUCUCCCAACUUCUGCUCUAAGCCACGCCAGCUUCGUUCCGCCAGGAAAGAUGCUGAAAAGAGAAAGCAUAACUGUGUAAUGUAAUACAAGACAUUUAUAAGUGUAUUUGUGCAAGACUGUAACAAAUGAAGUGGGUUUUUUUUUUGUUGUUUUGAGAAAUGCUCACAUGCACAAGGUGCAACAAUUACUGUAUGUGUGCAAAAUUCUGCAAUAAACUUAUUGAUGUAUGGAAA
Siniperca chuatsi (mandarin fish) is the source of this 2227-nucleotide messenger RNA. It is a transcript of the gene ncf2, whose product is annotated as neutrophil cytosolic factor 2. Gene Ontology annotation, biological process: superoxide anion generation; respiratory burst; phagocytosis. The transcript has 15 exons. Gene Ontology annotation, molecular function: superoxide-generating NADPH oxidase activator activity; protein binding. The coding region runs from base 97 to 1611 and encodes 504 amino acids. Lineage: Eukaryota; Metazoa; Chordata; Actinopteri; Centrarchiformes; Sinipercidae. Gene Ontology annotation, cellular component: NADPH oxidase complex. The record is from RefSeq and is a predicted model, not a curated record.